Messenger RNA from Phanerochaete carnosa HHB-10118-sp, 1333 nucleotides. RefSeq lists its product as uncharacterized. The record is from RefSeq and is a predicted model, not a curated record. Gene Ontology annotation, molecular function: nitronate monooxygenase activity. The transcript is spliced from 4 exons. Bases 258 to 1280 code for a protein of 340 amino acids. Lineage: Eukaryota; Fungi; Basidiomycota; Agaricomycetes; Polyporales; Phanerochaetaceae.
UCAAUCAAGGCCGUUUCGGCGAGCUUGAAGCACUCAGGGGGAGCAUACAGGUUUGACCGCGGUCGCAGCAGGCAUGCAAAACGGGGUCUAGAUCCUAUGCACUUAACGAAGCGUGCUCAAAUUUGACAUCGCGGUGCCUAGGGGAAGAUUGGCGAAGUUGAAUAUCUCGCUGUUAUUAUCUCCGCCGUUGUACACCGUUUUGCACUAGUCCUCUCUUCCUCUCGUCACCACCCCCCCUCCCCCAACCAGCCACCAACAUGCAACCUAUCAAGACGAGAAUCACCGAGCUUCUUGGCAUCACUACGCCAAUCAUCAGUGCCCCCAUGGGGUAUUCCUGGUCUGCCGACCUCGCUAGUGCAGUCACGAAGGCAGGCGGAUUUGGAAUGGCUGGAGCAGCAUUCGACACUUCAGAGCAAUUACGUGACAACCUUGGGGGAGUGCGCACCGCGCUUGGUGUGCCGACGGGAAAGGUGCUGCCCAUAGGCGUCGGCCUUGUGGGAUGGGUACUCGACCAGACCGAGAUUUCUGAAGAUCCCCGCAUCCCAACUGUGCUCGAUGAACUGCCGAAGGCAAUCUACUUCGCGUUCGGCGAGGACCUCGGGAAGUACGUCAAGGCCGUUCGGGACUAUGAGGCGAACAGGAAUCACAAGACGCCGGUGUUUGUCUGCGUCAGCACUCUCGAGCAAGCCCUCCGGGCAGCCAAAGAAUGGCACGUCGACGUCCUCGUCGCCCAAGGUAUAGAGGCGGGAGGGCACUCUAAUCUGCACGCUCCUCCAGUAUCCAUCCUGCUCAGCGCAAUUCUAGAGGCUAUCCCGAAUGGGCCCCCGGUCGUUGCUGCAGGAGGGAUUGCAACAGGCGCACAGGUCGCGUCGUUACUCACUCUGGGGGCCUCAGCUGUCAUCCUCGGCACUCGUCUACUCUUUACCGAGGAAUGCCAGUACACGUCCGUGCAAAAGUCGAUUAUUCUGGACGCAGGGCUCGGCAACUCGACGGCGCAAGGAGCAUGCUUCGACGAGGUUAUGGGCAUGAAGUGGCCAAAGGAUAUAGUCGGGCAUGGUGUCGCGAACAGGAUCUGGACGGACCACCUUGAGGGCCUACCAUUCGAAGAGCGAAAAAGGCGAUAUGACGAGGGAAAGGCAAACAGCGACACGGAUCGUCUGAUUGUGUGGGCAGGCAAGGCAGUCGGUCUGACGAAGGAAAUCAGACCUGCGGGAACAGUCGUCGCUCAGAUACACGAAGACGCUAUACGCACGCUGAAGAAGGCAUCUGCGCUCCUGUAGCCGUUGCGUCCAUGAAUCGUUAUAUUUGAUGUACUAGUACUAUAUACAAAUGU